GUAAAGCUAUAAAAACUUGUAGCUUUUUGCAGAUACUGAUUGAAGUGCAAGAUCUUACGGUAGAUUCAUAAUUUUCAUUCUCGAUAUAUAUAUGCUUGGAUGGUCCAACUGAUCUUAUCAUCUAUCUGCAUAUACAUAUAUAAAUAUCUCAAAUGUCGAUUCAUGAGGCUGAUGCUCUCAACAGUAGAGCAGCCGAAGUGGCUGACUGGUUACAUUCUGCCAUUGAUAUACCUGGCUUUCCGUUAGGUACAAUGCCACAUCAAGAGUCGACACAAGAAAUACAUUUCGGUAUUCCAUCUACACUUACCGAGCCUAUGGGAAAGGAAAUUUAUCAGAAGUUCUUUGGUCCCCGUGCGGUUUCCAUUGGUCCAAUCCACCAUGAAAAACCUCAUGUUAAACCCAUGGAAUAUUUAAAGCGGAAAGCAGUGAUGGAAUUAGCAGAAAGAGUAAAAGACGAUGUAUCCAUUGAAAAAGUGUAUGCAAGAGUAGAAGAACAAUUGCUCAAAACUCGGAAAUUUUACUCUCCUCGAUUCGAACAAACAAGUGACCCUAUGUGGUGUCUGAUGAUGUUCCUCGACGCCUGCUUUAUUAUUGAAUUCAUCUGCAACGACAAUAUAAUUACUAGUUGCAGGAGGAGCUGGUUGAAUGUGAAGAAACGUGAUAGAGAUUUGGUGCGUCAUGACCUAUUAUUGUAUGAUAAUCAACUGCCUUUCCAGGUCAUAGACGCGCUAGCACGUGCAUUUAGAUGUGAAGAGUUUACGUUGGACCUUUUAACCACAAGGUUCCUCCAAAUGCCGCUGUUAAACAUAUCUUCUGCUCCAAGUCCUACAUUUCUUGAUUAUAUCAAGGGUGUCUCUUGUCUUCAACGUCAGCAGGGGGAGGCUCAAGCUCCUGUACAUCUUCUUCAAUAUUAUAAAGACUUAUGGAUCGGUGUUUUACUUGGAGAUGAUAUAGAAGAAGAAGACAACAACAAAGAAGAAGAUCUUUGCCCACCUUUCACAGCCACAGAGUUGAAGAAAGCAGGUACUUACGAAUAUGUGUGCAGCUUACAAAAUAGAUCCCUUGGGAUCUCAUCUUACUUGAAUUUCAUGUGCAUGUUAAUCAAUGGAGAGGAAGAUUUUAAGGAGCUGCGAGCCAGAGGAAUAAUCCAGAUCAAUGGUCCUGCUGGCGAUGAUCAACUGAUUAAAUUCUUAAGAGACAUAACAGUACCUACUGAGUCCAAUCCUCAAGCUAUUAGGAAUGUCAAACGACAGAUUUCUACUUACUUCACAAGUAAACGCCUCCCUCUAGUAAUUGCCUGUGCUGAAAUGAAGCAAAGAUAUUUUAGUGGUCCUUGGAGUUUUCUUGUGUUCCUUGCUAUUAUUUUCACGGUUAGUAUGACUGUAAUUCAAACUAUCUUCACAGGCGUUCAGACUUACAAAUAGACUGAAUGCAUACCCCUAUCUACAUUUCGUUCCACUUUUUUCUUGAGCUAUUGUAUCUUCUUAAGUUGUAUUUUGAUUGUGGUUUGUAUUUGAAUAAAACAAUAACAAGGUCAUGUUCGACUGCAUAUUUGUAUAUCAUUGUACUUUUUCAUGUAUCAUCAUAUGAAUAGACACUUUUCCCUUA
Messenger RNA from Capsicum annuum, 1608 nucleotides. RefSeq lists its product as uncharacterized. The transcript has 2 exons. Lineage: Eukaryota; Viridiplantae; Streptophyta; Magnoliopsida; Solanales; Solanaceae. Bases 153 to 1424 code for a protein of 423 amino acids. The record is from RefSeq and is a predicted model, not a curated record.